CUGGAGGAGGGCUCGCAGCACCUGAUCCGUUACAGAACCGUGGCGCCUCUGGUGGCUUCAGGAGCCGUGCAGCUCAUCUGAGGGGAGAGGCUUUUCCAGGUGUGCAGCGGGCGGGCUGUCGCGCCCCCAGCCAUGCCCGUGGAUCUGGCCGUGCGGCUCUGCCUGAGCCACUCGCCCCCCAUCCGCAAGCUGCUGAACUCCUACGAGGAGCUGCGGAGCAACCGAGGCCGUAAACCCCUCCGAUCCUGUCUCAACCAGAAGCUGAGCGCAGAACCUGAGCCAGAGCGGCGAGACAGUAGCAAGAGCUGCAAGGGCCAGAAGAAGAAGCGGGUCGUGUUUGCUGAUAUGAAGGGGCUUUCACUGACAGCUGUCCACUUCUUCUCAAAGAUUGAGGAGGACCUCUGUGAUUUGCAGCAUGCCCUGUCAGACCUUGCCUCUUUCCAACCUAGGCUGUGGGACUUGCGCCCAGAAGUGUGCAGGUAUGUGCUGGACUUCCCACAGCCAUCUGCAAACUACGUGGCUUUCCGCAACAGCCUGUACAGCAACUUUGUCUGCCUGGAGAGCUGUCUGAUCCAGGACCGUGCUCUGUCAGGGACAGUGAAGGUUAGAAACAUCGAGUAUGAGAAGAAAGUGAUGGUCCGCAUCACCUUUGAUGGCUGGAAGAGCUUCCGGGACAUCUCUUGCCAGUACAUGCACAGCACCUAUGGCUCAGCUGACACAGACAUCUUCUCUUUUGAGUUUACCCUGCCCAAGCCGUCCAUUUCCCAUAGGGGCACAGAAUUCUGCAUCUCCUUCCAGUGUGGACAAAAGACCCACUGGGACAACAACCACGGGAAGAACUACAAGAUCCGCCAUGUGGGCAUGAUCCGCCCUGCCUCUCAUGCUGUCAAGAGUGCCAGCAGGGCUUGGGAGCAUCUUGGCACCUCUGGGGCUGCUGCUCUAGUCCUUUCGCAGCUGCAGACCUGGCGGCAUUCAGAGACCCAAGCUCCUUAUUGGUAGGAAGGCAGCGUGGGGAGAGAUGUAGGUGCCCUCCCUGUCCCAACUGGUAAAAGGGCUGCUCACGGUUUUGUUAGCUCCUUCAUGGUCUGCUGCUCUGUGCAGCUGCCAGUCUCUGCAGAAGCUUCUUCACAUCUUGCUGCUGCUACAGAGGCUGGAAGCUGCUGCUUCAAGUAACUCCUACGUGUAGGUUCUCAGGGCAACAGGAGAGUAGGGGAGUGACAAGGGAGCGGUUGUGGGCUGGGCCCGCGGCCCUGUCUGAGCCACCCCGGGGCCGAUGCUGCCCAAGUGCCUUGUGAGGAGGGAGCACGGUCCUGGCGCUGCCGGUCCUCCCGCUGCAGGCGCUCUCCAAGCCGCGGUCCCGAGAAGGACUCAGGUGCUGGGCCGGGAGCGCGGGGUGCCUCCGCUCGUUGGUGCUGUAACGGGGAGUUAAUAAAGUGACGGCGCUUGGCGA
Ficedula albicollis (Collared flycatcher) is the source of this 1450-nucleotide messenger RNA. RefSeq names its product GINS complex subunit 4 (gene GINS4). NCBI's taxonomy places the organism in Eukaryota, Metazoa, Chordata, Aves, Passeriformes, Muscicapidae. The record is from RefSeq and is a predicted model, not a curated record. Bases 133 to 999 code for a protein of 288 amino acids. Gene Ontology annotation, cellular component: GINS complex; protein phosphatase type 1 complex. Gene Ontology annotation, biological process: double-strand break repair via break-induced replication; regulation of glycogen biosynthetic process; DNA-templated DNA replication. The transcript has 2 exons. Gene Ontology annotation, molecular function: glycogen binding; protein phosphatase 1 binding.